AUGUCGAGCUUGGCGCGGAGAAGACGCACAGCGGUGCUUGGUUCGAAGCGAUGGUGGCAAGGCGGUUGCUGGGCCACCAGGAGCCACCAGGAAGCAUACUUGCGCAAGCUCUACGGCAGAAAGAAUAAUCAAGAUGCCAGGAAUAGUGGUAGCCAAAACGACGAGGAUGUCGCAGCGCGUACCGUCGGUAUCGAUGCACCUUGGGCGACGCCCGGUGUUUAUGAUCUUCCAUCUAUUACCGACUCCGAGCAUCACUACCUGGACGCAUUUCUGAGAAAUCGCGAAGACGGCGCGAAUGGUAACAACGACGAUGUCGACGAUGUUGUCGCUGUGGUGGUUGGGUGUCCGGCGUUGGCGACGUCGCGCGCGAGUCCGACGGAAAAGUGCGUGGAGUUCCUGAAGGGCGCUCAUCACGACGACGGAACCAAUUUCGGUCGCCGUGCUGCGGUAGACGCGGAAUGCGGCCGCGUAGCCGAUUGCGGUUCGAUGCAUUCGAGUUACGAUGCGGCCACUGGUUGUUCCGAGAAAGUGUGCAGGAGCUGCAGGUGCCCGCGAGAGGAGCACCAGCGGACCUCGACAGAGGCGGGCGGUCCUUCGGGACUCGGCUUGGGUCCAGGUCCGCCGAUGGCGAUGGCCAUGGCCUUUCCGAGCGGCGCCGAGGGCGCGCCUCACCAGGAGCCGUUCAAGAGUCCAGUGCAAGCUGCGCCGGCCGGUCUGGCGCUGCAGGAGGCUCUGAUGCAGCAUCACCAGAGGCACUCGCAAAGCGACGACGACAGUGGUUGUGCGCUCGAGGAGUACACGUGGGUGCCACCCGGACUGAGGCCCGAUCAGGUGCAUCUGUACUUCAGCGCGCUGCCGGAGGACAAGAUCCCGUACGCGGGUAGCGCCGGCGAGCGGGAGCGGGUGAAGCAAUUGCUGCAACAGCUACCGCCGCACGACAAUGAGGCGCGUUACUGCAGCGGCCUGACCGAGGAGGAGAAGCGCGAGCUGCGGGUAUUUGCGGCUCAGCGGAAACGCGAGGCUCUCGGUCGCGGGCACGCGAGUCAGCUUGAACGGCCGCAUGGAGCCGGAUGCCGCGAGUGCGGCCGCGCGAUUGCGGCCGGCGAGAUGAUGGCCGUCGCGGCAAGCCGCGCGGGCCCGGCUGCUCUCUGGCAUCCCGCCUGCUUCGUCUGCUGCGUGUGUCGUCAGCUGCUAGUGGAUCUAAUCUACUUCUGGCGGGACGGCAGGCUCUACUGCGGCCGUCACCACGCCGAGACUCUCAAACCCCGCUGCUGCGCUUGCGACGAGAUCAUCCUCGCUGAUGAAUGCACUGAGGCCGAGGGUAGAGCGUGGCAUAUGCGCCAUUUUGCUUGUCUCGAGUGCGACCGGCAGCUUGGCGGCCAGCGGUAUGUGAUGCGGGAGGGCCGGCCGUACUGUCUCAGGUGCUUCGAUGCUUCCUUCGCUGAGUAUUGUGACAGUUGCGGCGAGCCGAUCGGCGUCGACCAGGGUCAAAUGUCACACGAAGGUCAGCACUGGCACGCGACCGAGGCUUGCUUCUGCUGCGCCACUUGCCGCACUUCUCUCCUAGGCCGGCCGUUCUUGCCGCGACGUGGUGCCAUUUACUGCAGCAUAGCGUGCAGCAAAGGGGAACCACCGACGACACCGAGUGACUCCUCCGCCGGGCCGCCCCCGCCCUCGUUGUCCUUCCUCAGGCUGAUGCAAGCGCGGGAUCGGGAGCCUUUGAGAUGCAUCCAGAAUUGCACACCUACUCACGCAUCAAGUAUGCCAGAACUGCCACCACCUCCGCGGCCAUCGUCGGGAGCAUCGGCAUCAAUAUCAACAUCGACCGCCGGCGCAACGUCCGCCGGCGUACUGUCGCAAGAGCCGGCGACGUCACCGGCCAAUCCCGGGAUUGGAGCCAGCCAGACGGAUCCGCCGACGCCAACGUCGAGACGCGUGCGAUUCCAAGGGGAUCUAGAUGUCAACGAUCACAGCGCGACAUCGCGCAUCCCUCUCUCGCCAACAAACGAUCGGAAUUCGUCAUCAUCGCCCUCGCCCACGUCGCUGUCGAGAGCAAACGUGUCACGAUCAAGAAGUCUGCAGCCCGAGGAAGUCGCUAGCACGUCUUGGGGAAUGGCAAGCACGUCUAGGUCGAGAAUGGACGGCGAGGAUGACGACGCCGAGAGCUGUUGCUCGACGUGCAGCUCAUCCAGUAGCUCGGACGAGGCCGCGGCUUACGCACUACCACCACGACGAGCCUACGGCGGCGUCCGGAUUUCUUACGUGCCAAACGACGCAGUAGCGUGCGCGCGAAAACGCGCGCCCGCUUCCUCGUCGUCAUCGAAUCAAGCUCAGAGAGACACCGAAAAAUGCAUCAUAUCUUGAUAACUCCUUCGGUACUCUAUGAGUUUUGACCUCGUCGUUAUGAUAAUUAGGAGGACUACAAACAUACGACGUUCGAGAAAGAGUUCCUACGAAGUGGAUGCACUUUUCGAUAUCUUUCAAAGCGUUGUCGACGCCUGCAGCAUCGCAGCACGUCUUACACGCAUGCCAAACAUAUGGUCGUGUACGACAAAUUGAAAAUAAUACUCAUUUCAUUUCUGUAAAUAUUGUAAGCUCUCUUCCGGGGCACGCGAUCGUUAGCGAGCCGCCACAAUCCAAUGAUCGCAUCCCUUUAUUUUUAAUACCCUAUUAAUGUAUUUGAUAAUAAUAAUAAUGAUAAUGAUAAUAA
Atta colombica is the source of this 2710-nucleotide messenger RNA. Its product is annotated as prickle-like protein 3. The record is from RefSeq and is a predicted model, not a curated record. NCBI's taxonomy places the organism in Eukaryota, Metazoa, Arthropoda, Insecta, Hymenoptera, Formicidae. Bases 1 to 2364 code for a protein of 787 amino acids. Gene Ontology annotation, molecular function: zinc ion binding. The transcript has 7 exons.